This is a messenger RNA of Oncorhynchus mykiss (rainbow trout), 1873 nucleotides long. NCBI's taxonomy places the organism in Eukaryota, Metazoa, Chordata, Actinopteri, Salmoniformes, Salmonidae. The record is from RefSeq and is a predicted model, not a curated record.
UGCUGUAGGACUUAGAUAAGCUGAUUAACAGGAGUAAACUACAUAACGGUGUGUUUGCCUGACUCUCUCUAUAACUGUCUUACUCGCCUCUGUCGAUUAUGAGCCUCAAGACGAGAGGAAAUCAUCAGGAAAAAUGACUAGAGGACACACCUUCAUCUGUCUUCUGCCUUUACUGAUUGGGUAUUCAUCUCAGUCCUGUCAGAAGGACUGUUCCAAAGAAAACCAGGAUGUUUAUGGAUUGGACGUGACACAGAUCCCAGUAAGUCUGAAAGCAGGUGUCACAGAGGUCUUCUUUGUGGACAGUAACAUCACUGUCAUCCCAAAGGGGGCCUUCGCCACCAACCCGAAGCUGGAAAAGGUAGCAUUCAUCAACACCCCCACCGUGUCCGUAGAGAAAGGUGCUUUCGAGGGAUUGGUCAACCUCAAGCAUAUUGAGAUCUCCAAUACCCCACUAACAUCCUUGUCUGUAGAUGUCUUCCAAGACCUGCACAACCUGGAAGAACUUCUGCUGAAACACAACAAGAUCCGUAGUCUGGAGAAAGGAUUGUUUGAUGGUCUUAAGAAACUGAGAGAACUCCAAUUGCACAUAAACAAGAUUGACACGAUUGAGGAGGGGACAUUUGAUGACCUAGAAAACCUUCGGACCCUCCAUCUGGCCAAAAACGACCUCAGUUCUGUGUCCUCCGCCCUGUUCUCGAAGCUGCACAAACUGGAGGUACUGAGGCUCUAUGAGAACCAACUUACCGCCAUUCCUGACAAUAUAUUAGAAAAUCUAUCCAAUUUAAAGGAGAUCGCUCUACAGAGUAACAACAUCACUUCAAUAUCAGCCAAUUUGUUCCCACAUAAAGACAAAUUAAACAAGAUACUUUUGGACAAUAACAUGUUGACUGAAUUGCCUCCAGAAAUAUUUGUGGGCUUUCCUCUGCUUAAAGCAUUGACACUAAAUGGAAAUAAACUUGCAAGUCUACCUCCUGUCCUCUUUGGAGAGAUGCCCAAACUGACUGAGUUGAGUCUCAGUCGAAACAGUCUUACCAGCAUUCCUCAGGGAGUAUUUAGUCCUCUUAAGAAACUCAGGAAGUUGGAUCUGUCUAACAACCAAUUGUUAACCGUGUCUGAAGAGUCUUUUGAGGGCCCUGAGAAGCUAACAGAACUCAAUCUUCAAUACAACCACAUCAAAUCAUUGAAAGCAAACACCUUUGAAAAGCUGACAUCACUAACCACCCUUAGACUGGCUCAUAAUAUCCUGGGGACACUUCCAGAGGAUGUAUUUGACCCCUUACCAAAACUCAGCAAAGUCUAUUUAAACAACAACACUUGGCAUUGUGACUGCAGGUUGGUCCCCCUCUUCAAUUGGAUGAAGGCAAACCCUGGCAAGAUCAAGUCUACGACUCCUGAGAUCUGUAACCAGCCGGAGGAUUUAAAGGGACAAGAAAUCAUGUCUCUCAAAGAGGACCAGCUCAUAUGUCCUGUAUCUCCUCUGACCACCAUCCCUUCACUCACCACAACCACCACCUUAGCCCCUACCACAACCACCACUUUAGCCCCUACCACAACCACCACCUUAGCCCCUACCACAACCACCACCAUAGCCCCUACCACCACCACCACACCUUCUCGUCGCCCGUCCCCCUCCUACUACACCCGCCAGGCCUGGAGCAAGACCUCGCAGUGCAGGGCCCAGAUGAUAUCCUACACAGCCAUGCUGGUGGUGGAGAUAGGCUGCACCCUGGUGCUGGCUAAGUUCACCCUGUCUCUGUACAGCUUGCUCCAGCGCAGGGAGAGGCUGUACACACGGGUCAACCUGACUCACUUUUCCUACAGGAAGGAGAUCACGCUGAGGCCAGUCAAGGUGACAGAGACUGUGGGUCUGUGA